AUGGCGAAAUUAUCACAGCAGAAUACAAAAAACAGUACAGCAAAUAACAAGAAUAAUACGACUAAUAAUGGUGUUACCAAGGUGAAACGAACAAGGAGAAGUGUGCCAAGAGACUCUCCUCCUCAACGAAGCUCCAUUUAUCGUGGGGUUACUAGGCAUCGAUGGACUGGCCGAUAUGAAGCUCAUUUGUGGGAUAAGAAUUGCUGGAAUGAAUCACAAAACAAGAAAGGAAGACAAGUCUAUCUUGGUGCCUAUGAUGACGAACAAGCUGCAGCACAUGCUUAUGACUUAGCAGCACUCAAGUACUGGGGUCCUGAGACGAUUCUUAAUUUUCCGUUAUCGACAUACCAAAACGAACUGAAAGAAAUGGAGGGUCAGUCUAGAGAAGAGUACAUUGGAUCAUUGAGAAGGAAAAGCAGUGGUUUUUCUCGUGGAGUUUCAAAAUACCGAGGAGUUGCUAGGCAUCACCACAAUGGAAGGUGGGAAGCUCGGAUUGGUAGAGUAUUUGGCAAUAAAUACCUAUAUCUUGGGACAUAUGCUACCCAAGAAGAAGCUGCCACCGCAUAUGAUAUGGCGGCUAUAGAGUACCGGGGCCUAAACGCUGUUACCAACUUCGAUCUUAGCCGGUACAUCAAGUGGCUCAAACCCAAUCAAAAUAACGGUAACAACAAUAAUGAUCUAAAUCUUCCUAACCCUAUCAUAGGCACUGAUGACUCAGCUCAUCCUAACCCUACUCAAGAACUUGGACUUAUAACGAGCUUCCUUCAUGACAACCAACAGACCUACCAACCUAGUGAACCUAGUGAAACUACCUUAAUUCAACCACGGCCAGCAGCGAAUCCCACCUCAGCCCUAGGGCUCUUACUUCAAUCGUCUAAGUUCAAGGAAAUGAUGGAAAUGACAGCAGUGACGGAUUGCCCACCAACCCCAUCGUCAGGAUUCGACUUGACACCAUGUAGCUUCCCUGAAGACGUACAAACAUAUUUUGAGUGCCAAGAUUCAAGCAACCAUGGAGAAGGAGAUGAUAUGAUUUUUGGUGACCUCAACUCGUUUGUGCCACCCAUGUUUCAGUGCGAUUUUGAGACAUAG
Molecule: messenger RNA, 1089 nt
Organism: Dovyalis caffra
Lineage: Eukaryota; Viridiplantae; Streptophyta; Magnoliopsida; Malpighiales; Salicaceae
Source: the annotation of a GenBank genome assembly